Messenger RNA from Gymnogyps californianus (California condor), 6082 nucleotides. RefSeq names its product sprouty RTK signaling antagonist 3 (gene SPRY3). Gene Ontology annotation, biological process: multicellular organism development; negative regulation of fibroblast growth factor receptor signaling pathway; animal organ development. Gene Ontology annotation, cellular component: cytosol; membrane. The record is from RefSeq and is a predicted model, not a curated record. Lineage: Eukaryota; Metazoa; Chordata; Aves; Accipitriformes; Cathartidae. Bases 8 to 928 code for a protein of 306 amino acids. The transcript has a single exon.
CCUGGAAAUGCAGCUGUCUUCCAGUGUGGCUGAACUCAGUUGUGACGAGACGAUGGACCCACCCGCUGAGGACUUCCAGCAGGUCCUGUCCAUUGACCAAAUCCGCUCCAUCCGUGCCAGCAACAACUACGUGGAGAGACCGGCUGUCUGCUUCCAGCAAGCCCGCUCCAACCCAUCCCUGUCCCAGCCACCACACAAGCAAGAGUGGUCCCAGGACCGCCUGGUGUCUUCCACCUUCCAGGACCUGCACCGCAGCCACAGCCAACAGCACCAGAUGCCACCUUUGCAGCAACACAUGAGCCAUUCCAGCACGGCCAGCUCCGUCUCCCAAAGCACCACCGCCUCCGACCAGCGCCUCCUGAGCAGCCUCACGCCCUCCCACUCCGGUCACUCCCUCAUCCGGACGCAGCCCCGGGCCGGCGAGCUGAAACCGGAGGAAUCGCCGCUGAAGGGGGUGGCGGAGAAGCCCACCCUCCAUACCGGCCACCUCUUCAUCUGCGAGGAGUGCGGGCGAUGCAAGUGCGCCCGCUGCACGGCUGCCCGCAGCCUGCCCUCCUGCUGGCUCUGCAACCAGCGCUGCCUCUGCUCCCCCGAGAGCCUCCUCGACUACGGGACUUGCCUCUGCUGCGUCAAGGGUCUCUUCUACCACUGCUCCACCGACGACGAGGACACCUGCGCCGACGACCCCUGCUCCUGCGGGCAGGGGUCCUGCUGUGCCCGCUGGGCUGCCAUGAGCUUCCUCUCUCUCCUCAUGCCCUGCCUCUGCUGCUACUUUCCUACCCUGGGGUGCCUCAAACUUUGCCAGCGGGGUUAUGACGGCCUGAAACGACCCGGCUGCCGCUGCCAGAGCCACACCAAUACGGUCUGCAGAAAGAUCUCCUCCUCCAGCGGCACGCCUUUCCCCAAGACGCUGGAUAAGCCGGUAUGACCCUCCCGGGGAGGAGAAGCAGGCUUUACUCCUCCUCCUCCUCUUCCUCCUCCUCUCCCCUCCAUCCCCCUCUCCUUCGGCUCCCUCCGCUCUGCAGAGCUCCCCCCUACCCACCAUCACCUCCCGGGAAUGAGACGGGUGAACUGGGGCUCCCCCAGCCUCUGGGAGCACGAAGGUGGCUGGGUGGCCAGGGGAGCUGGCACCAAGCUGGUGGGAAACGGUGGUUGUGCACACGCGGGUGAGGGACCGGGAGAGGCAGAGCGAGCUGUGGGUGCCCUCCCCGGCUGUGGCCCGCAGGGAAGGGCGACCCGAGGGGGUCCUCGGGACUCUGCUCUCAGAGGGUUUUAGGAGCUGCCGCUGCCCCAUGGUGUGGUCCUUCCCGAUGGGGGGAAGAGCCAGGUCAACGCAUCCCCUGUGCAAGAAUCCUCCAGGAGCCAGACCUCCUCCUCUCUCUCUUUAUCUCUCUCCAGCACUUUUCGUGGGUGCCCUCUCUCCUUUCACGUGGCCGUAGGUCAGCUUUCCCGGAGGGGCUGGGGUACCGUGGGUCCCACCGGUGGCAGUGGCUUCCCUCUGGGCUUGGAAGCGCUGGGAGAAGCAAGCGGGCUUCAAAAUGAGGUGGCAUCGUAUUUUUCUGUCUCAAAGAGGAAGGGAAGGUGUGGGAAGCUUUAGAAACCUUCUGGCAGGGGAAGGAGCGAUCGGAGGCAGCCCAGCCCACUCGCUUCUGCCCGACUGCAGCGAGGGAAAGGUCCCCUCUGGGAUUUGGCUGAGAACAAGAAGCUGGUUUGAAAUUGCCAUUCAUUUCUCAAUGCCUUGAAGGGCUGCUUCCAGAGCUGCCGCCCAGCUCCGUCCCACCACCGAGCAGAUGCCACAGGCACCGGCUCCGUGCUCGAGCCCCGAGAGCCCCGAUCUGGUACCUUCCACCAGCACUGAAUUCACUUUGAAAAAAAAAAAUAAAAAUACCCCAACCCAACUGUCAACAGCUGCCACUCGCAUUGCCCUCCCCGUCAGUUAGCACCGAUCCUGGGGGACUCCCCAGCGGGGACUUCUGCAACUCCUGCUUUGGGCUGGAGGGAAACAGAGAGCAGGAGGAGGUGUCGAAAGACAGGAGCCCGAUCUUCCCUCCCUGCAGAAGUUGCCUUUGAGUCCUCACCUCGCUUUCCUUGGCCCACCGGCGUGUCACACCAACACCAGCGUCACGCCAGCGGGCAAACCCUGCUGGCACUGCCGAGGGUAUUCUGCAACGGCGGCUGCCUGUGGCAAACUGGAGAUGGGUCUGAACCAAGCCCUGGGGCUGGGCCAUCUGCAGACCAGAAGGAAACCUGAAUCGGGGGCAGCGCUUCAUGGUUUACUUGCUGUGAUGAUAAUAAGCCCAACCCGUCGCUGCAGUGGGGGGGAGCUCCUCCUGGUCCGGGACUCAGCCCCAUCUCCGCUUACAAACGCGUGGUGCCAGCUCUCAGUUGUGACCCCACUGACAUCGGCCGAUCGGUCGGGGGCGUUUGGAGCCAGGGUGACGUCCCAGUGCCCGCUCUGCCUGCCUGUCCCUCCUCCGAGGUGUGUGAGUGCAGAGGGAAGCGAAUGGUUCCCCUGGAGAAAUAUAUGCAACAUGUCCCUUGGCUUCCUCCAAGACCCUGCCAUCCAGGGCUCAUCCGUCGCCUUCCCUCAGCCACCUCUUUACGUAGAGUUCUGUGGAUCUAUUUUUGUAUAUAUAAAUAUAACGUUAGGAUGGCUAGGUCUAUUACUAAUAAUAUUCAUGAUACUGCUGUGAAUGGUGCCAGAUGCAAGGUUUGGCUUCCUGGUACACUUGCACAUGCUGGAAGACGAUUUCCCAGUCUGUUUAUUGCUAAUCCUAGACCUUUAGUUCCUAGGUAGUCGGGAGAGAGGGAAAGGGAGGUUUACAGAUUGUCCUGGGGGGGGUCUGCUUUGCAGAGAGAGGGUAGGAUUUAGUGCUGGCUGUGGGGUGAGGCAGGAGGUAGACUCUCACGAUGGGAUUCCUCUUUCUGUACAUUUGCUAUCUAAAAAUCGCGGCUGAUCCAAGCUCCUUCUGUUGCAGAGAAAAGCGGUUCCAGGGAGUGAUUCAUCCCGCUUGAAAACAUUAUUCAUUAAAUUAUGUUCUGGCAGUGCCUGGCUCCCUUGACUCAAAUGGGACCCAAACAUUGAACUCGCGGUUCCCUGUGGGAGGGGAGAUGAAUCCCAUCCCUGGUGUGAAGUUUUGUGCCUGGGACAUGUUACGGACAUGACCGAAAUCCUCGCCCUGAUUUCACCUAGAGCCUGAGGUGGGAUGUUGAAAGAUGCUUCCCCUGGCCAAAGAUGGAGAGCCCACUUCCAUAAGCUGUGGGGAAUUCGGGGCGAUGCUCUGGGUUACAGUGAGGAUCUCCCGGCGUUAAGAAGGGAGAGGGACACAUCUCUGCAGUUUGCACAUCCUCUGAGGCCAGCCCUGGGCUCUGAAAUCGUUUGGGUUUUAAGCCAAUGACCUUCUCAGAGGAUGCCCUGUAGGUGUGUGUACCCCCAUAAGAUCAGCCCAUGUCUCGGUGGCAGCAGUUAUAAAAUAUAUUGCAAACAUAUUUAUCCAUAUGCCAAUAAUUGCUUGGCUCCUUACUUCCAAGUGAUGUUUGGGGGAGAGACUUCCACCAAGAGGCACCCUUCCUUUUGAACCCUCGGUUCACUUUUCUAUUGGUGCUGAUUAAACUCCUUCUUCCUAAAAACUGUAAAACUUUUUUGGGGAAAAAAGGUCCCUUUUUCACUGAGGAUUUGAGGUACUGUCUCACUUGAAUGAGAAUGUGAAGUAGUUCAUUGAAACUUCUUAAAGAAAACUAAUGAACAGAAUUUUCCAACUUGCUCUACUUUGAUUUUUUUUUUUCCUCCUCCUUUUUAAAUGGUUCCUACUUGUAAAUUUAGUUACCACCUCUGUAUCUUUGCAAUUCGUUGCUUCCUCUCCUGAUGGUGGAAUGACUCAACAUGUGAAGCUUCAUCAUUUUCACGGCCUCCGAAGUCAUGCAAGCACGGGGUGACCUCCCCCAGGUGCUGGAGCUGUAGGAUGAGAAGAUGGCUGUCCACGUAUCAGCUCCCUAGAGCCAGUUUUGCUUGGCACUAGCACGGCGAGGCGGAGCCCUGCACUACUAUUGCGGCAUAUUUACCUUCAGGAAUUGGUAGGAGGCCAGGACGCCUGCCAGUAGCCUUCUACCUAAUGGGCUUUUUCUGGGUCAGUGCGGAAGUCCCAUUUCUACCAGGGAAUCGUGCCACAGCCUGGGUGCAGGGCUGAGGAGUCCGGCCAGGUCUCUCGAAGGUCUCAUCUCCAAGAAAUGACAAACCCGCGAGAUGUAUUUUAUGAAAUACGGGACACGUAGAAGGGAACUGGAGAGGAGGAGAGCCCCAGCUGGGCACUGGGGGCUGUCAGAGCCGCGCAGGGCUUUGGUUUGGCUGUGUUGAGGGCAAAAUGCAAAGCCACAUCCAGGCCUUGCAGUUGCACGGGCUAGAGAAGUUUAGGGCCGUCGGCCCCUACCCUGCUCAUAGGGGCAGGUGGCUUCACGUGGGGCUGCUGCUUCCCGCUCCAUCUAGGGGAGCCCCAGCGAGCUCCCAUUCCUUGCUCCCAGCAGAAGGGACAGGUCGGGAUUUGCCAAAAGCUCUCCCAGGAGGCCGGCUCUGGUUCACUGAGCUCAUCUGGUGUCAGGAAGGCUGUGGGUAGCCUCUGAUCAUACUUUUUUCCUGAGCUUUUCCUAACAUCUUCAGACCAGAUCCAUCCUGCUCCCUCCCCAUCUCCGGCUGCCAGGCAGUUUGGUUUCCCCGCAGAGAGGACUCCAGUUUUGGUUGGGGUUGUGAGCCCCUUUCCUGCCCCACCCUGUAAUGAGUCAGAUAGCAUCUGCUCCAGAUGUUUGUUUGCAGCUGCUUGUCCUGGCAGUUUGGGUUUCUCUCUGUCCUGACGUGUCUCUUUUGGUUUUCUUUUGGGAGAGUCACAUGUUGAGUCCUCUGUUUUCCCUGUGCCCCUGUGAUUUGACAAGGAUGGAUCCGCUGUGCGAGGGAACGUUUCUCUGUGUUGUGUGUCUCUACCGGUUGUGGGCUCCUUUGCCAGGCAACGUGCAGGGCUGUAGGGCAGAUUUAGACAGGGAAAGAAAGACUUGGGUGCCAAAGGAGCGGGAGGCAGGAGCUACUGAGCAGGACCUGAGGUCCCCAUGCUCUGCUCCCCAUAUGCAGGAGCCUCCUCUUCCCACCCAGACCUCCAAAGCUCCAUCCACGCAAGAGCUCCUUGCUGGUGCUUGCUUUCUCCAAGGCUUCCCUUGGUCCCGCUCCCCUCUUUCCCUACCGGCAAACGUGUGAUCAGUCCCAGCACUGGUGAGGAGGGGUCACUGGGGACCAAGGUGGAGUCUCCCUCCCAUCCCAGCUCCCCAACCCUCCUGGUGGAAGGGCAGAAGUGGUCCUUGGGCUGCUGUCCACUCAUCCCUGAGAAACGUCGGUGCCAGCCAAGAACCUCAAAGAACAGGGGGGAAGCUCUUUGGGACUCUACUCUCAGAUUCCCAUAAAAUCCCAUUGAGUUCGCUCUUCCCCAUCCCCAUGUGUGAACCCAAAGACUGGUGGGCAAGUGUCAUCGAACAAAAGAUGCCAAAGCACAGAAUAACAGUUUAUGAACGGCUGCUUUAGUGCAAUAAAGAGGGAUGAGCGGAGGGGUGAGAGGAGCUGCUGCAAGGUUUGCACGACUGGACUGCACAGGGAAGGAGCACACCAUGCCCCAAACUUGCCGUUUCCAGCACCCGCUUUGUUAGUUUGCUCUCUGUCUCUGGCCCUUGGGUGUUUCAAGGCUGGAGAAAGCUGGGAGGUCUUCAGAUAUUGGAAGGUCUAACUUUUUGUGAUCAGCAUGUGAGGAAGGUAGAUAAGGGAUGUACCCCCACCCCAAAGCCCAUUCUUGGUCUUUAAUAGGAUCCAGUUCAGGCUUGUCUCCUUCAAGGAGCCCGCGGAGCCCAGACCUGCGGGAUGCUUGCAGCAGCUGGAGGCUGCUGGUCGGCAUCUGGUCCGUGUGGGCCAAACCAGAGCUGUGAUCUCUUUGGGCUCGGUCUGCUUCGGGAUAUUUCUCGGUGAGCGUCGAGAUCUCUUGCAAACUCUUUCUCCCGGAGUGCAGGUUGGGAGCUUGCGCAGGUGAGAUCUGUUGUCCUGCUUGGGGUGAUG